This is a messenger RNA of Cydia pomonella (codling moth), 3144 nucleotides long. RefSeq names its product F-actin-capping protein subunit alpha (gene cpa). Bases 38 to 904 code for a protein of 288 amino acids. Gene Ontology annotation, biological process: actin cytoskeleton organization; barbed-end actin filament capping. The transcript has a single exon. The record is from RefSeq and is a predicted model, not a curated record. Gene Ontology annotation, cellular component: actin cortical patch; F-actin capping protein complex. Gene Ontology annotation, molecular function: actin filament binding. Lineage: Eukaryota; Metazoa; Arthropoda; Insecta; Lepidoptera; Tortricidae.
ACCGUCAUUUUUCUCAUUUGUGUCAAAAUUGCUAAACAUGGCGGCGGACGGUGACGAAGUGAUUAGUGAUCAAGAAAAAGUUAGAAUCGUUUCAGAUUUUAUCCUCCAUUCGCCGCCCGGUGAAUUCAACGAAGUGUUUAACGAUGUGAGGGUGCUAUUGAAUAACGACAGCCUGCUGAAGGAGGGCGCGAGUGGGGCGUUCUCACAAUACAACAAGGACCAGCUCACGCCCGUGCGGCUGGAGGAGGCGGAGCUCCACACUCUAGUGACCGAUCACAACGAGCUAAGCGGGGGUCGGUUCUUCGACCCGCGAAAUAAGCGCUCGUUCAAGUAUGAUCACCUACGUAAGGAGGCGUCUGAGUAUGAGCCCUACGAGCCUGAUCGCGUCGCGGAGCCGUGGCGCGCGGCCUUGGACGAAGAGCUGACAACGUACGUGGCGGCACACUAUAAGCACGGCGCCAGCCUCGUGGUGGGGCGCGCGCUUGAGUCGGGUGCCGUGUCACUCGUCGCGUGCAUCGAGGACCAUCAGUUCCAGCCCAAAAACUACUGGAACGGGCGCUGGCGCUCGGUGUGGUCUCUGACCGUGGGCGGCGGCGCCGCCGAGCUGCGCGGCGUGCUGCGCGUGCAGGUGCACUACUAUGAGGACGGAAACGUCCAGUUAGUCAGCUCGAAAGAGGUUCGCGCGCCUAUAGUCGCCAAUAGUGAGACGGCGACCGCUAAGGAGUUCGUGAAACUGGUCGGCGAGGCCGAGAACGCGUACCAGACCGCGAUAUCUGACAACUACAAAACGAUGAGCGACACCACGUUUAAGGCGCUGCGGCGACAGCUGCCCGUGACACGCAGCAAGAUCGACUGGGCGCGGCUCGUGUCGUAUUCCAUUGGCAAAGAGCUGAAGAGCCAAUGAUGUCUCGCCGCUGCGCUCUGAGCCGCAGCGGGCGCUCCGCGUCUCUGUACAUAUUCGCGUAAGAGUAAAUCUUGUUCAAAUGUUUACGGGCUCCGGUUCCCCGGUGCGUAUUUAUCUAUGAUUAUAUAGAGAAAUCGCUAUCGUAACUGUUAAAUUUGAUUGCAUUUUGUUACUGAAAGCAAGGUAUCACUGACAGUUUAAGGUGACUGAUUGUGUUCUUACAGCGUCGUCAUUUUGUAAUUGUUGCAAGAAAUUUAAAAGGCUUAUGGUACUAGGAUGAUUUAAACCUUUGGUAUGCUUAGGAACAGAUCUGCUUCAUAUAUAUUCAACCAAAUUCAACUUAAACAUGAAAAUGUCAUGGUUGCUAAAUAAAUGGCAAAUUUUUGACAGGCGCAUACAAAAGGUUAAAUCUCAGUAUUUAUACUAAAGACCUGUAGAGAUCAUACUGACUAAUAUAUUAACUCUUCAAGUGGCAUAUGUUAUUUUUGAGUUGUUGGAAUUUAGAUUUUAUUUCAAUUAAUCGAAUUUGAAAUUUAAAUGACAUAAUCGGUUGGGAGUUGAUAGCCUGCCAAUCCAAGGGACAACAAGGCUAGACACUGUCACUCAGCACGUGCCAUUUCAUGACUUAAAGUUGAAUUUCAUUGAUUGUUAGUAAGGCUAUACACAAAAAUGCAAUUAGAAAUCACUUUUAUAACUCACUUUUAUUUGAAGUAAUAACUUACAGCCAGAAAUGUCACAUGUAGGUAUUACCUGCCUUGAAAUUGAGUGUGACUCAUGAGAUAGUAGGUCAAUGAUUAAUCUUGAAAUGUAUUUGAUUAUGUGUAUGAUUUACUUGUAAUGUUGCUUUACACACUUCAGCGGGCUAAGUCACUAUGCCUGUCACAUUCUAACAAGUAUGUGUGAAAGUGAAAGCCAUAGUGCCAGGUGAUAAAAAUACAACCAUGCUGACACCGCAGAUUAAUUUUGAAAAUAAAAAAAUAGGUAGAAAAGAUAUAAGGAUGCUUUUAGGUCAAACAUAAUUCCACUAACAGAGUUUUGUGCAUUUAACAUUAUAGAAAAAUUUUAAGACCAUAAUAUUCAUACUAUUUUCAGCAUGUCACAUGUAACUGUAAGUCACAAGUACAUGAAAUAUUAAUGAUACAAAAAUAAAAAUCAGAUCUUUACAGGGCUGAAGUGUCAAACUAUUUAGCCUUUGGUAAGGACAGAAACUUAUUGUUAUGUGAGCAAUAUGAACAAAAUCUUAAAUUAAUUUAUGCAAAUUGUCAAUUAUCCGUCAGUUUAGUUUUUAAUUAUAUCCAAUUGUAUAGAGCAUAGUUAAUCAUUUCAAAUUUUUAAGAUAUUGCUGCACAGCAGAAGUGAGGAAAGACAUCAAUGCCAAGAAAAUUACCGUCGGAAACCAAAUGUUUUGAUGGAAACCAUAAACUAUGUCAAAUGUGGGUGUUUACACAUUUAUCAAUGCUAAAUUGAGUUGAGCAGAUAAUGAUUCACACUUGGAACUCCAUUCUCCUGGCAAAGUUCUAACACAUGACACAUGGCAUGACAUAUCUAUUACAAAAUGAUGGCAUUUGAGAGGUUAAUGUUGCUCACAUACCAGGGCCUAUAGUGAGUAUUGAAAAUCAAAGUUUCAUCCAUAAGAAAUUGCAUAUACAAGGGAAAUGAAAAGAAGAAUAAAUAAUAAAAAUUCGACCCAUGCCACUUUUACCGGAGGGCAGAGCGGAAAAAGGCAUCUGCCACUAUUGCAGAGGAUGCUGGUACGAUUUCAGCAUCGGGCACUGAAUGCCUUAGUAACAUUUUCUUUUGUGUAAUGACAUUUAUUUCUUCUGUUUUCCUCUAUUGCUUGAAUAUGCAAAAAUGACAGAAUUGAUGAUAUUUUAAUGUCAAUGCUUGCUUUAGCCCCACAGCAAGGAGCUAUAGGUUUCAAUGGUGCAUUUAAUUAUAGUUAAUUUAACAAAUUGUCCAUGUAGGUUUAAAGCCACAUUGAGCAGAGCACAUAUUAAUCCAAUAUUUUUCCAUACAACAGGACAGUUGCUCAAGUGAUGGAAAAUUCAGUAAAAUAUUGUCCAUACUUUGCUUCAUGAGGGAGCGAACUUUUCUUUUUAUAAGUAAUUAUAUGCCGAUAAGGAUUAUUUUGUAAUUAUUAUAAUUAUUUUAAUAAAGAACGUACAUUUAAAAUUCAAGUAUUCUGUAAUGUAUGAUUAAAUUCAUUUGAAUAAAAAUAUAUAUUAAAAUGUUGCUAACUA